AUGUCGACGUGGGUCUACCCUCCAUUACCCCCUGACGAGCUUCGAAAAGCUGAGAAUGAGUCUUUGAAACUUGAGCUUCAAUGGCUGCUAGAAUCGCUGCAACGCGCCUUGCCCACUCUCAAAGAAGCCUUGGAGGAAUGCACUGUACUGCUGGCACCGAAAGAACCUGGGUCGACCUUGGUCUUGUCGUCCCUCAGAUCUGAGAGCGUGAAGGGCUUCGUUACAAGGGUUGGCACCAAGCUUGUCAAAGGCGACAUCCAUCUCCGGCUGACUACUCUGCCACCCAACACACCAAGAGGCACCACCACUUCUACGCCAUCCACUCGCUUGAUAUUUCAUUCCUCGUCGUCGUCCGCCGAAAUUGUCCUUUCGCAACUGCUGGCAGUCAAGUCCUUGCUGAAUGACUCUCUCGACAUCAUCGACGUGUCGAGGUGGACCGGCCAGUCGACGGAUUCUUCCUUCAUCUCUGGGCAAUUGAAGCUGCUACACGACCACUUGCGUGAAGCCAAGUCCUGCUUGAAAGGUCCAGUGGCAGGAACCGAUAUCUCUUCAAUCCCAGGAGCCGAAUGGUGGACCCACAGCCCCGAUGAAAACGUGUUCCAACCUCCGCUAGGGGAGAACCUGAGCUUGCAUUUUACGAUCCAGGACGCCAAUCUGGUCCUUACUGUCCGAACUCUUGCCCCAACCUCCCCGGGUGGAACUCCCAGCACGCCUGCGGAGGGAUCUUUUUCUCUCUCGGGACUCAACCUCCGGACGAGAUUGCUGGGACUGGGUCCCAAGCCUCCAAGUCACGAUGAAAUGGGCGAGAUUUAUGAAUGGCGUGGGCGGCAAGAUGUAAUUGUCCGUGAAAAGGUCCGAGUCGAGACGAGCGACCCCAGCUUGCUGAGUAUUGCCGCCAAAUUGAGUGCGCUGGAGCAUGAGGUUGGCCGUUGGCGGAUGAAUCUCCGCAUCAUCCUGACGGGCACUACUGACGAGGAAGAUUGA
This is a messenger RNA of Fonsecaea erecta, 984 nucleotides long. RefSeq lists its product as hypothetical. The transcript has 3 exons. Gene Ontology annotation, cellular component: RAVE complex. NCBI's taxonomy places the organism in Eukaryota, Fungi, Ascomycota, Eurotiomycetes, Chaetothyriales, Herpotrichiellaceae. The coding region runs from base 1 to 984 and encodes 327 amino acids. The record is from RefSeq and is a predicted model, not a curated record.